Molecule: messenger RNA, 2094 nt
Organism: Jaculus jaculus (lesser Egyptian jerboa)
Lineage: Eukaryota; Metazoa; Chordata; Mammalia; Rodentia; Dipodidae
Gene: Mars2
Product: methionyl-tRNA synthetase 2, mitochondrial
Exons: 1
Coding region: 1-1761 (586 amino acids)
Biological process (GO): methionyl-tRNA aminoacylation
Molecular function (GO): methionine-tRNA ligase activity; ATP binding
Source: RefSeq, a predicted model, not a curated record
AUGCUGCCGGGGCUGGUGCUGCGCCUGCUGGCGCGCCGGGGCUCGGGCCGCUGCGUCAGACAGGGCUGCGGCCACGCUUCGAGCUCGCGGGCCCGCGAGGGCGCCCGGGACGCGCGCGCCUGCUUCACCACCCCCAUUUUCUACGUGAACGCCGCGCCGCACAUUGGGCACCUGUACUCGGCGCUGCUGGCCGACGCCCUGUGCCGCCACCGCCGCCUGCGCGGGCCCGCCGCCCCGCGCUUCUCCACCGGCACGGACGAGCACGGCCUCAAGAUCCAGCAGGCGGCCGCCUCCGCGGGCCUCACCCCUGCCGAGCUGUGCGACCGCGUCUCUGCCCAGUUCCAGCAGCUUUUCCGGGAGGCCGGCAUCUCCUCCAGCGACUUCAUCCGCACCACCGAGGCCCGGCACCGGGUGGCCGUGCAACACUUCUGGGGGGUGCUGGAGGCCCGGGGUCUGCUGUACAAAGGCCUCUAUGAAGGAUGGUACUGUGCCUCCGACGAGUGCUUCCUGCCCGAGGCCAAGGUCACCCGACAGCCUGGUCCGUCUGGGGACUCGUGCCCCGUGUCUCUGGAGAGCGGGCACCCGGUGUCCUGGACCCGGGAAGAAAACUACAUCUUCAGGCUCUCGCAGUUCCGCGAGCCCCUCCGGCGGUGGCUGCAGGGCAGCCCUCGGGCCAUCACCCCGGAGCCCUUCCACCACGCGGCCCUUCAGUGGCUGGAGGAGGAGCUGCCUGACCUGUCCGUUUCCCGCAGGAGCAGCCUCCUGCACUGGGGCAUUCCGGUCCCCGGGGACGACUCGCAGACCAUCUACGUGUGGCUGGAUGCCUUGGUGAACUAUCUCACUGUAAUUGGCUACCCUGAUGCUGAGUUCACAUCUUGGUGGCCAGCCACAACUCAUAUCAUAGGUAAGGACAUCCUCAAAUUUCAUGCUAUCUAUUGGCCUGCCCUUCUCCUGGGGGCCGGAUUGAGCCCACCACAUCGCAUCUGUGUCCACUCCCAUUGGACGGUGAGUGGCCAGAAGAUGUCCAAGAGCCUGGGCAAUGUGGUGGAUCCCCGGACUUGUCUUGAUCGCUAUACUGUGGAUGGCUUCCGCUACUUUCUCCUUCGGCAGGGCGUUCCCAGCUGGGACUGCGAUUACUAUGAUGAAAAGGUGAUUAAGUUGCUGGACUCCGAGCUGGCAGAUGCCUUGGGAGGUCUUUUAAACCGAUGCACUGCCAACAGAAUAAACCCUUCUGGGACCUACCCAGCGUUCUGCGCUACCUGCUUCCCCAGGGAGCCAGGGUCAACGGGGCCAUCGGUUCGUGCUCAGGCCGAGGACUAUGCGCUUGUAAAUGCGGUGGCCACGUUACCCACGCAGGUAGCAGACCAUUAUGAUAACUUUCAGAUCUAUAAGGCUCUGGAGGCAGUGUCCAUCUGUGUUCGUCAAACUAAUGGCUUUGUCCAAAGGCACGCACCGUGGAAAUUGGACCGGGAGAGCCCAGCGGAUGCCCCCUGGUUGGGUACUGUGCUUCAUGUGGCAUUGGAAUGUUUGAGAGUCUUCGGAACCUUACUUCAGCCUGUCACCCCAAAUCUAGCCGACAAGCUGCUGUCCAGGCUGGGGGUGUCUGACACAGAGAGGAGCCUUGAAAAGCUCUUUUUCCUGCCUCGAUUCUAUGGACAACCAUGCCCUUUUGAAGGGAGGAAGUUGGGACCUGAAACUGGUCAUUUGUUUCCAAGACUGGACCAGUCCAGAGCUUGGCCAGCGAAAGCGCACAGGACCUAGAAACUCAGUUCUUACUGGCUUGUGGUUAAAAAAAAAAGGCCUUAGUUUUACAUUUUCAGGAAAGUUAUAUUCUUGUUUACACAGUGUUAGACAAACACAUAAACUGCCUUUCAGUUUAACCCUUUUCUUUUCUCUGUGUUCAUUAAUCACUGUGCUUUGUUCACCAGUGCCCAGAGGAAAGAUGGUUGAGACAACUAUCCAUUCCAUCCUGUUGAUAGUAAGGACACCAAUCCUUCUCCCUGUACCUUGUCCCAAACUACCUCUAGUGGUUUCUAUUUUUCAGGUUGUAUCUUCUGUUUAAAUGUGAUCUUUUUAUUAAAACCUUAAAAAUGA